UAGGGCACCCUGUGCCUCCCCGUGCUCUCUCAGAGGUGGGUUGGCUUCUCCCCCUCUUACCAAGUCCUCGGUUCUAGGGUUUUAGUUGGAAGGGGAGAUGGCGGCGGCGGAUGUGGAGUACCGCUGCUUCGUCGGCGGCCUCGCCUGGGCCACCGACAACGCGUCCCUCCAGCAGGCCUUCGCCUCCUACGGCGACGUCCUCGACUCCAAGGUCAUCACCGACCGUGAGACGGGGAGGUCCCGCGGGUUCGGCUUCGUCACCUUCUCAACCGAGCAGUCGAUGCUCGACGCCAUCGAAGCCAUGAACGGCAAGGAGCUCGACGGCCGCAACAUCACCGUCAACCAGGCCCAAUCCCGCGGCGGUGGCGGCGGCGGCGGCGGUUACGGCGGCGGUCGCCAGGGAGGCUACGGCGGCGGCGGCGGUCGCCGUGAGGGCGGCUACGGUGGCGGCGGCUACGACGGUGGCGGUGGCGGAUACGGCGGCGGUCGCCGCGAGGGCGGCUACGGCGGUGGUGGCUACGGCAGCCGCGGUGACUCCGGUGGCAACUGGAGGAACUAAUGGGGUGGCCCUCCCGUGCUGGCAGCCAAGUUAUCCUAGAUAUCUAUUAGUGUUCGUGUUACCAUUUGAUCCGAGUUACCCCAGAGUUUAGUGUCCGUCCGUGUUACCUGUUGGUUCCCAUGUUACCGUUCCCGAGUCGUUUCCGCAAUGAAAUGAGAAGAAAAGAGUGAGCAAGGUUUUUGUUCGCAUC
This is a messenger RNA of Panicum virgatum (switchgrass), 749 nucleotides long. RefSeq names its product glycine-rich RNA-binding protein 2-like. The transcript is spliced from 2 exons. Lineage: Eukaryota; Viridiplantae; Streptophyta; Magnoliopsida; Poales; Poaceae. The record is from RefSeq and is a predicted model, not a curated record. Gene Ontology annotation, molecular function: RNA binding. Bases 98 to 559 code for a protein of 153 amino acids.